AGACAAUGUUCCAUUCUAAAGAAAACGUCUCUCUUCGGUGAAGAGACGAGACGAGUUUAGAAAAAUCUCUUCAGUGGUGAUCUACUGCAGUGACGUUUCUGCAGACAUGGGGACAGAGGAGAGAUGCAUCCCCAGAGCAGAAAUAGUGCGAUCCAAACUCAUCCAAUCCUUCUAUUUGAUUGAUCAACUUCAGGAGGGUCAGCGGGGUUCUCCGAAGUAUUGUAUCAAGGAUGUAUUUGACCCUCAGACCUUGCAGGGAAAAGACUCCCACCAGCUUGUGCGCUUUGAGAUAUCUCCUCACGGGGAUCACAUCAUCUCUAUGGAGGACCGCAGGCGAAGUCGCCUAAAGAAUUGCCACAGGCAGUUUCCACCUCUCAACAUGUUCUCUCACUGGGUCAUCGAAAGUCAUCUGUUUUCAAAUAUUAUUGUUGCGCUCAUUAUUUUGAAUACUAUUAUAUUAGAGAUUCAAGCAGAGAUAUUUGACAAUAUGGACCCAAAGCUGGAAAUGUUGAAAUUAGUUUUGGACAUGAUGGACUGGAGUAUUUUAGCUAUUUUCUUCCUGGAGAUCUUCCUGAAAUGGCUGGACAAUUUCAGGCACUUUUGGAAGAGUACUUGGAACAUCUUUGAUUUCGUGGUCACGUUCUUGUCUGUCCUUCCACAAAUCAUCAGAGCCAUCGGAGGUGUGAACAGGGGACACAUCCGGGUCGUGGAGUACCUGCGUAAGCUCCGCAUCCUAAGAGCUCUAAAGAUGGUGUCCAAAUUUCGUCAGAUUCGUCUUAUUGUGUUAACAGUCUCCAAAGCAUUUAAGGCUAUGUCUUUCAUCUUUCUACUUCUGCUGGUGUUUGCUUAUAUUUUUGCUGUGGUCGGAGUCAUCUUGUUCCAGGCUUACACACGUUCUGAUGUCACAGGUCUAACAUAUCAUGACAGUUUCAAGGACAUUACGAGUUCUUUCAUCACGCUUUUCAUCCUCUUCACUCUGGACCACUGGUAUGCCAUUCUGGCAGAUACGCGAAAAGUUCCAGAGAUGGACCCAAACAUCUGUGGAGUUUACAUCAUUCUGUGGCUUAUUAUUGGGGCUGUUAUAUUUCGCAACAUUUUUGUUGGGAUUCUAGUGAAUAAUUUCCAGUCAAUAAGACAAGACUUGUCACGAGAAGUCCAGCAAAUUGAGAAUCAACAAAAGGCUGACCACUUCAAAGCAGAGUUCAUCAACAGGAGAAAAAGUCAUUUGAUGCUUCCACAAGUACCACAAACAGCAGAUGAGUGUUUGACGGAGACCCCAAUAGACCAAGCAGAGAUUGCAAAUAUGAAUGUGUAUAGUACAAAUGAGAAGGACUGGGAAACCUAUGUAGAGGAGAACAUGGCGGUGAUGCAGAAACAGGAGAUGGAUGAGCAGGUCUUCUGGCCCAGGGAUUCCCUCUUCAGAUACUUUGAGCUGCUGGAGAUGAUACAGCUCAACCUGGACAAUAGGAAACGUUUGCAGGGUUUGGCAGCUCAAGCUUUGCUCAAUCUGCAUGACUCCUAAAAUGAAGAGACCGUCUUCUUUCUGAAUAAAGCACAUCUCAUCUCAUAUCA
This is a messenger RNA of Sardina pilchardus (European sardine), 1572 nucleotides long. Its product is annotated as cation channel sperm-associated protein 2-like. Lineage: Eukaryota; Metazoa; Chordata; Actinopteri; Clupeiformes; Clupeidae. The transcript has 13 exons. The coding region runs from base 107 to 1522 and encodes 471 amino acids. Gene Ontology annotation, biological process: transmembrane transport; sperm capacitation; fertilization. Gene Ontology annotation, cellular component: membrane; CatSper complex. Gene Ontology annotation, molecular function: calcium-activated cation channel activity. The record is from RefSeq and is a predicted model, not a curated record.